This is a messenger RNA of Drosophila serrata, 880 nucleotides long. RefSeq lists its product as uncharacterized. The record is from RefSeq and is a predicted model, not a curated record. Gene Ontology annotation, cellular component: mitochondrion. NCBI's taxonomy places the organism in Eukaryota, Metazoa, Arthropoda, Insecta, Diptera, Drosophilidae.
UUGUUUGUUAGUUUUUUAGUUUUUGCACCAAACUUGUUGUCUCUUUUCUCUUCUUUCUUAUAUAAACAAAUUGUGUGCUGUCCCGCUAAAUCUAAAGAUGCCAAAUCAGUGCUAAAAUCAAUUCCUGCGGAACUAAGUUCAUCUGGCUGGGCUGCACCUGCGCAGGCGUGUGAAAUGUUCAUCACUUCCUCUAGGCUUUUUCAAUCCUGACUUUUGUACUUUCUCUCGGGGAGAUUGGGUGCAAAAUGUUGGCUCCCCUGGGCUUCAGCUGUCCGCGCUGUCUGCUCCUGAGACGGGGGCGACGUUGGGCCAUUGGCUCCCUUGCCCGCCAAUUGUCUGGGAGUAGCUCCAAAGACACCACCGCCGGCAAGGACACAGCUUCUAAUGCAACAGGGAAUAAGGAUGUUGCCCCUAAUAGCAAAUCUAGCAGGGAAACCAUCACCGCCAAAGACAAUUCAAAGGAAAAGAAGUCCAUCAAGGAUAUCGAGCUUCCCCCCGAGCCCACCACCUGCUGCAUGUCUGGAUGCGCCAAUUGCGUUUGGCUGGACUAUGCCCAGACUCUGGCCAAGCUACUGGGGGAUAAUGAUGAAGCGGCCCGAGAACUUGUCCUGAGCAAGAUCACCGACCCGAAUUUGAAGAUGUUCCUCAGCCUGGAGCUUCGUCAGAUGGCGCGGCAGCGGGAGGAGAAAGCGGCUGCGGAGAAGGCAGCCGCGGGGAAGCCAAAGACACCGCCCUCGAAGUAGUACAAAUGUCCUUCUCUCCCUAUAUCUUACCAUCUAGUUAGGACCAAAUUUGCAGUAGCUCAAAUUUACUCUUGUACUUAAUAUCUAAGAACAAAAACAAAACCUCAAAAUAAAUAUUUAAGAGUUGAGUAUUCCAA